Molecule: messenger RNA, 2273 nt
Organism: Zea mays
Lineage: Eukaryota; Viridiplantae; Streptophyta; Magnoliopsida; Poales; Poaceae
Product: F-box protein interaction domain containing protein
Exons: 2
Coding region: 717-1760 (347 amino acids)
Molecular function (GO): protein binding
Source: RefSeq, a predicted model, not a curated record
UGUACGCUCGUGUCCACCCAUGCCUCAUCUUUCAACUUGAGCAGUGGCCACCAUCUCUGCACAAAAGAUAACCCCCCCAGGAACAACGAACAAUAAUUGAGAGAUUCGACGACCGAAUGAGUAUCCUGUGACGGCCUCGGCAACUCGCUAGCUCCAUCUCGCCAUCUAUCUGUUCAUGAAACAAAGCACUAUCUUCUUCUAGAGCUGGUCACCCAAUCUCCCUCGCUUCCACAGUCACAGAGGCCAGGACUCCUUUUUUUUUCUGGUGGAAUGUAGGGGCAACGCGGAAAACACGCUGCAAACCUUGCGUGCAAAGUAGGCUUUUACCACCAAAACCUAGCAACAAUCCAUGUUCUUGCGAGAAUGGCAGGCACCAGCACUCCAGCAGAGUCCACUACAUGUAUUGCAUCAGUCAGUUCCGGCGCAAAAAGUGCAACGGCGAUCAAAAGCGAGUGUAUACUUCAGUCGGACUGGACUGUAGGGAUACACAUCCUGUGCAUCGAUCGAGAUUUCUGCGGAGGGCGGACGUCCAAGUCGCUUGCUUUGCUUCACCCGGUGGAGAAACCAGAGCACAGCGCAUGACUUUUAUAAAUAUAUAUAUCGUUCGAUCUAUCUAUCUAUCUAUAUAUACUCCUGUUGCGUAGAAUCGGCACAAGGGUGCACGUUCAGGAGGAGCUCUCGUGGCGUCCUAGUCUGUGGAAGGUCCAAAGAAGAAGAUGGACGGCGAGAUGGACGAGGACGUGCUCACGGAGAUCCUCGCGAGGCUGCCGUGCAGGUCGCUGGCGCGGUUCCAGUGCGUGUCCACGUCGUGGCGGCGCAUCAUCUCCAGCGACUACCUCCGCCGCCGGCUGCCGCUCAUCACGUCGGGCGUGCUCUACCACGAUGGUGGCAGGAGGCAGCAGUCGUACACGUACGCGUGCGCGUCAGGCGGCGGCGGCGGCGGCGGCGCCAUGGCGGAGGCCGCGGACAUGCGCUUCUUCCCGCGCCACGAGACGUCCACCAUCAUCGACGGCUGCAACGGCCUGCUGCUCUACUACGCGUCCCGCCCGGCGGCGUUCCACGUCGUGAGCCCGACCACGCGGCGGUGGGCGGAGCUGCCGGCGCCGCGCGCCAUGACGCUGCUCUCCGUGCUGGCGUUCGACCCCCGCGCCUCGCCGCGCUACCGGGUGGUGUGCUUCACCGGGUGGCUGCCCCGGGGCGCCACCGUCGAGGUGUUCGACUCCGAGCGCGGCGCGUGGCGGGGCCACGAGCUCGACUUCGGCCUCGGCACCGACGCCAUGUCGGCCUCCAUGCACUACGCCGCCGGCGCGCUCCACGUGCUGGCCUACUCGGGCCACGUCGUCCGCGUCGACCUGGACACCAUGGCGUGCGCGGUCACCCCGCUCCCGGCGCCCGUCAGCUGCCGCGCGCGCGCCGGGCACUGCCGCGGCCGCCUGCGGUUCGCGUCCAGCGACGGCCAGCGCCUCAGGAUCUGGGAGCUCCAGGACGCCGCCGCGGGCGAGUGGGCGCUCAAGCACGAGAUCGGGGUCAGCGACGUCGUCCCCGGCGACGCGGCGUCACAGCCCAUCACGUUCCUGUUCAUGGCGUUCCACCCCGACCGGGAGCUGGUGUACCUGUGGUCGCCGUGGAAGCUGCUGGCGUUCGACUUGGUCGAGAGGCGCGUCCAGGAAUGGGUGUUCGGCUCCGAGAAAGAAGGCACGCAUCUCAUACAGGUUUGGCUGUUCCCGUUCUCGCGCCAUUUGGCCAACGCGCUGGCCUGAUCAGGCCGGCUUGCCGACGAGCCAAAAAAAAAAAAAAGAAACAUGGGGCGCAAAUGUUCGUUGCCUAUCCACACUGCUCUGCUUGCUUAAACAUUGAUAAAAUAUCAAAAAAAGAAAAAGAAAAUAAUGCGUCAAAGACUGUGUUCGUUGAACAAAAAAAAAAGGGAGAAGAAAAAAGACGAUAGGUAGUAGAACUGAAAAAUACAUGCAUGUAACAAUUAUACAUUGCACGACAUGUCCAUGUCCUGUAUAUAUCAUGAUUACUGGUAUUAGGACUGUUCACCUGUAACGGUGUGCAAGCGUGGAACUGUCUGUGUCGUUGAUUUUCUAGUAAUGUUUAAGAACAUAUAUAUAUGUGGUUCAAGUUACUUUGAAUGUUGUUAGCAACUGGAGCAAGUUGCACAGGAGAUAUCAAGUUGUCAACUGAAUCGAUGUGACAGCUUACAGCGUGUACUCUCAUUGUAUUAUUAUCGUGGUACGCUUGAGUUGAAAUCAUGCCACUCCUUUCCUUUU